CGCGAGAGAGAGAGACAGCGCGAGAGAGAGCGUGAGAGAGAGAGAGAGCGCCACAGAGAGAGAGAGAUAGAGAAAGAGAGAGAGAGAGAGAUAGAGAAAGAGAGAGAGAUAGAG
Stegostoma tigrinum is the source of this 114-nucleotide messenger RNA. RefSeq lists its product as uncharacterized. The annotation marks the transcript as partial. The record is from RefSeq and is a predicted model, not a curated record. NCBI's taxonomy places the organism in Eukaryota, Metazoa, Chordata, Chondrichthyes, Orectolobiformes, Stegostomatidae. The transcript has 2 exons.